AUGGGAGGUGGAGCUGCAACAUCUGGCCUCCCUUCCAGCCGCCAGCCCUCUUUGACCAAGCCGCUGAGAGGGAGGUCUCACCCCGGCGGCCGAGAUCCCGCUCUGGACCAGCCGUGGCUGCCAUCCAAGCCGUGGAGAGGAAGGUGGAACUCCUAUGCCACGCGGCUCCUCAACCUGGAAGGCCGGACAGCCACAGCCGAGAAGAAGAUCUUCGAGUGCGAGAAGACCGAGCUGGAGUUCAGCAACCAUGUGGCCGCCCUGGGGACCCUCAUCCAGGAGUACGGCCUGCUCCAGAGGAGGCUGGAGAACAUGGAGAACCUGCUCAAGAACCGAAACUUCUGGAUCCUGAGGCCCCUUGGGACCGAAGGAGAAAAUCCCAAG
Podarcis lilfordi (Lilford's wall lizard) is the source of this 381-nucleotide messenger RNA. Lineage: Eukaryota; Metazoa; Chordata; Lepidosauria; Squamata; Lacertidae. The record is from the annotation of a GenBank genome assembly.